UUUAUUCUAUGAAGAAUAUUUAGUUUGGAUUUUUUUUUGGGAACUGUAACAGCUUAUAAAUUUGAUAAAAACACAUGACAAAGAUGUAUCAUUUGAGAAAAUCAAAGAAAAAACAACUAUUCUGUAAAGAUAGAAAGCAUUAUCUUCUGUAAAUAUAUGAAAUAAAUUGUCUAUUUAAGCAAGUGUAGACAAAAACUGUGGGGUUUUGCUUCUUGUUGCUCAGAACUUGCAAGUCUACGUUUCCAUAUAUAUUAAUAACAAAAUAAAUGAAAAGCGACAAGAAAAUGAUUAUAGUAAGCUAGUAUUGGAUGAUUGAUUGCCUUGCAUUGCGUAAGCUCUCAACCUUAGAAACAACUUUCUGACUUUUAAAGUUUUCCAAAUUUCGAUUAUACAAUAUCAACAUGCCAUAUAACAAGUGACCUAGUUUAAAUUGUUGCCAUGUGAUAGUUGCAUAUGGAAAAUAGAAGAAAGUUUCUUGCGGAUUGGUUGCAAUCUAACUCUUAUACACGUCAGAUAUUUAUGAUGGAUUUGUGAGCUCAAACUACGACAUAAAUUGUGAGUCUAAUCGGUUGCAAUCUAACUCUUAGUGUAUUUAUAUGUUUUGAUUGGCAAUACGACUUUCAAGGAUGGUCAGAUCUGGUUGCGACGACUUUCUCUUUUAUGGUUCAACAAUAAUGUAAUGUUACGACAUAAUGUGCACAUAUUGAGAGAUAAAGAUCAACCCUUAUAGAAGUUGUGACGGAUUAAAAAUUAUUUUAAAAGAUUUAAAAGAAUAUGACUUUUUAUUAUCUAAUGUACUAUUCUAUGAUAAUUUGAUAAAUUGGUUUGAUUCAGUGUAUAUAUAAGUUUGUGUAUUUUUCAUUCUAUUUCUGAUGAAAAAUUAAUAAAUAAUUCUCUUUAGACAUGUUUUGUUUCUAUUCUCAACUUUAUCAUAGUGAUAAAGGUCGACUAGCUAUUUUCCCAAGAGAACUAUGAUAUAGCACCAAAUAUCUUCAAAACUAUUGUCUCUAUAUACAUGUCCCCGAGACUAAAGUUUUAUAGCUAUUUCCCUCUGAAUUUAUAGUUCGAGACCUAUUUCCCCACAUUGAUCGAAUUAGACUGUUUAAUAUCGGUUUAUUGUUUUACAUGAGACUAAACCGAAAUUACGACCAGAAGUAAGACCCGACCAAAGAUUUACCUGACCAAAAGUAACACCCGAGCAAAAACAAAAACCAACCCGACCCUUACAUAUGUUCCUAAACCCAAAACACAAAAAUCCCUAAUUCUCUGACUAAAAUAAGAAGCCUAAAUUCAUUUUCUGGAGCCUCAUCAUGUCAAAUUGAAGGUUCGUUCACAAAGUUUUCAACUAGUUGUUCGGUUUCAAAUUUGUCUCUUUCUCCGCAGCUUCUUCGUCGAACUCAUCUUCCACGAUUGGACCCUCCACGUUUUGUAAAGCUCCAGAGAUUGACUCCAUUGAUAAAUCGAAUGAUAUUUUUUUUUCUAGGUCUCAACAAACUGAGGAAUUUUUUUAAUUAAGGGUUUCGAUGGAAUACCGGGUCUGGGUUUGGAUCAAUUUUUUUCUAAUGUGUUUGGGUCUCAAAUCGGGUUUAAAUCGAUCUUAUUUGGUUAACUAUCAACUUUAAUCGAUUUAGCCUCAGGUAAAACAGUAAACCGAUAUUAAACCGUCUAAUUCGAUCAUUGUGGGUAAAUAGGUCUCGAACUAUGAACUUGGGGGGGAAUUAGCUAUAAAACUUUAGUCUUGGGGACGUAUAGAUAGAAGCAAUAGUUUCAGAGAGAUUGGGUGCUAUAUCAUAGUUCUCGUGGGGAAAUAGCACGUCGACCCCAGUGAUAACGUGUCUCAAGAUCAAAUCUAUGAAUCUAUUGUUACAAGAAAAAUAUGUGAAUCUCUCUUCGCCAUCCGUGGAGGUUUGAUGAGCUAAAUAAAGGGUUCAUUUAUUGGAAAGAUUUCUAUAGAUGGUAUGCUUCUCACACACACUUUGUUUGAACUUCAUAAAGUCAUUUUUUCACAAAGCCAUUUUUAUCUACUUUGCCAAUAUUUUGUUGACAAGUGACUUUGCCAAUAUUAACAUUGCCAAAUAUAGACUCCUUCUUCAUCGGUGUUCCAUCGAUCAAAUAACCUCUCAAAUCUUUCAUCCUCUCUCUUUUUGCUCUUUCUUUUGCCAAAACCCGAACCAAAAAACUGUCUAUUCUCAGCUGAAACAAACAAACUGAAUCGUUUGUCAACAGAACAAAUCAUAUAGAGAAAAAAACAUUAACAAUUAUCGCCAUUUUUAGCCAAACUCUGAUGCAGUUUCUCAAGAAUCUUGCUGCUGCAUGUUGAGAGCAAAGUCUUUGUUACAAUUUUUUUAAAGGAUAUUAGGUUCUGAUCCUAAUAAAGAUGUUAUCGUUUCGUAUCCCAUCUAUGGGAACCCAGCCGGCCGCAUUCGCAGCUAAAAUAACAGACACCACAAAGACCGUGGCACAACUAAAGUCCGCUGCGACCCCCACGCCUCACAGCACAGUCACGUGCGGCUACCAAGCUCACGUGGCGGGCUUCUUCCGUAACGUCACCGUUUUAUGGUCCAAGAAUCUCAUGAACCAUUCCCUCACCGUCAUGGUCUCGAGCCUAGACAACGACAUGAACUACUGCUGCAAGAUCGAUCUCGUCAAGCCGUGGCAGUUCUGGAGCAAAAGAGGAUCAAAAUCAUUCGACGUGGAAGGAAACUUUGUGGAGGUCUUUUGGGAUCUAAGGUCGGCGAAGUUGUCAGGAAACGGUAGCCCCGAGCCGGUCUCAGACUAUUACGUGGCAAUAGUCUCCGAUGAAGAGGUUGUUUUGUUGUUGGGAGACUUAAAACAUAAAGCUUACAAAAGGACGAAGUCAAGACCCGCGCUGGUCGAGGGGUUUAUAUAUUUCAAGAAAGAGAGCAUUUUCGGGAAGAAAACGUUUUCGACAAGAGCGAGAUUUGACGAGCAGAGAAAGGGACAUGAACUGGUGGUGGAGAGCUCGAACGAUGAGAAAGAUCAAGAGAUGUGGAUAAGCGUGGAUGGGAUCGUGUUGGUGCACGUGAAGAAUCUGCAGUGGAAGUUUAGAGGAAAUGUGAUGGUGUUGGUGGAUAGAACUCCGGUGAUGGUGUACUACGAUGUGCAUGAUUGGUUGUUUGGGAGUUCGGAAUCGACGGCGAGCUCGGGGCUGUUUUUGUUUAAGCCGGUGCCGGUUGGAGCGAUGAUGGUAGAUGAGUACUUUAGCGAUGCGGAGGAUGGGGAUAGUGGAGGAGGGAGUAGUCCUUUGAGUCGGUACAAUUCGGCAUCUAGUGGUUAUGGGCAAUUGCAUGAGUUCUGUUUGUUUCUUUAUGCUGGGAAACUUGAGUAAUAAAAUGUUAAUACACCAUAGAAACUUUAUAGUGUUUUAUUCCCUUUGAAUCUCUUUUUCUAUAAUUUAUUUGAUCA
This is a messenger RNA of Brassica napus (rape), 3426 nucleotides long. RefSeq lists its product as uncharacterized. NCBI's taxonomy places the organism in Eukaryota, Viridiplantae, Streptophyta, Magnoliopsida, Brassicales, Brassicaceae. The transcript has a single exon. The coding region runs from base 2378 to 3349 and encodes 323 amino acids. The record is from RefSeq and is a predicted model, not a curated record.